Recurvomyces mirabilis is the source of this 903-nucleotide messenger RNA. RefSeq lists its product as uncharacterized. The record is from RefSeq and is a predicted model, not a curated record. Gene Ontology annotation, biological process: glutathione metabolic process; hydrogen sulfide metabolic process. Bases 1 to 903 code for a protein of 300 amino acids. Lineage: Eukaryota; Fungi; Ascomycota; Dothideomycetes; Mycosphaerellales; Teratosphaeriaceae. The transcript is spliced from 2 exons. Gene Ontology annotation, molecular function: sulfur dioxygenase activity.
AUGGGAUUCGGCGACCUGAACCACGGAUUCACCGGCACUUGGCAGUACAUCAUCGGCGACCAGCAGACUCAUCACGCCGCCGUAAUCGACUCUGUAUUGGACUACAACAAGGAGACAGGAGUCAUCGGGUCCGAGUCAGCCGAUGGACUACUCGAAGUGAUUCAAACGCAGGGUUAUCAAGUUCAAUGGAUACUGGAGACACAUGCUCACGCCGACCACCUGUCCGCCUCGAGGUACAUCCAGGAGAGCUUGAUACAACGUGGCCAGAAAGCUCCCUUGGUUGGAAUCGGCCAACGCAUCAAUCAAGUCCAGCAGACUAUGGCAGAUAUCUACAAGAUACCACAGUCGGAGCUGCAGAAUACUUUCGACCAGACCUUCACCGACGACAGCUCCUUCUUCAUUGGCGCGCUCGAAGCUCGCGUCGUCCACCUCCCAGGCCACACACCCGAUCACGUCGGCUACAUCAUAGGCCACAACAUAUUUACUGGAGACUCAAUGUUCAAUCCUGACGUGGGCUCCGCACGGUGCGACUUUCCAGGCGGUUGCGCGACCGAACUUUACGAUUCCAUGCAAAAGUUGCUCGCCUUUCCUCCGGACUACAGACUGUAUACCGGCCACGACUAUCCGCCCAAGGAUCGCAUGAUCGAUGGCAAAGUUCUGUCAAUCCCUAUAUCUUAUACAACCGUAGGGGAGCAGAUGGCAUCGAACAAGCACGUCAAAACUGGUACCAAGAAACAGGAUUUCGUGCGGUGGCGAGCGGAGAGGGACGAUACACUAUCCGAGCCCAAACUACUGCGGCAAUCAAUGCACGUAAACGUUAGAGGUGGACGUCUUCCGGCAACAGCAGUAGAUGGCUUCAAGAUCUCAUCGGUGCCUGAGAGGGUUGCAUUCGCCAAAAUAUAA